Messenger RNA from Platichthys flesus (European flounder), 2853 nucleotides. RefSeq names its product potassium voltage-gated channel, shaker-related subfamily, member 7 (gene kcna7). Gene Ontology annotation, cellular component: membrane; voltage-gated potassium channel complex. Gene Ontology annotation, biological process: protein homooligomerization; potassium ion transmembrane transport. Gene Ontology annotation, molecular function: delayed rectifier potassium channel activity; protein binding. The record is from RefSeq and is a predicted model, not a curated record. The coding region runs from base 562 to 2172 and encodes 536 amino acids. NCBI's taxonomy places the organism in Eukaryota, Metazoa, Chordata, Actinopteri, Pleuronectiformes, Pleuronectidae. The transcript is spliced from 3 exons.
AAAGACGGACGGGGUUAGGAGGCUGACAUUUUGGGGCAAGGAAGGUUGCAGGGGGCACUCGGACUGCUCUUUGAGAGAAGAGAGGGUUGAAGAUUGAAUUUCGGCCCAACAGCAUUCCCCAGGAGCGUGGCAGAGAGAGCGAGCACAAGAGAGCAAGGGAAGAAAGUGAGUGACCUACAAACAAGCCUAACUAUGUUAACACCACCAGAUUAACACUGCAGCAGCUCCCGGAGGAGCCCCUGCUGCUUCCCCUCGCAAACGUGACCCAUGACGGUGGGACAAUAUGGAGGAGGAGGGCAACGAGCCGGAGGAGGAGUCGUGGUUUGUACAUCAUAAUGAGAUGACUGCUAAACUGUCAGAAAGAGGGAAGAGGUGGAGGUACAGCAGGAGAGCCAUGGUCACUCUGUGGAGCUGUGAUUAGCUGGGAUCAUCAGCUCUGACCCGGCGGACAGGGGAGAGUGUGCUUUCUUUUCUGUGCCCUGGACAUGGUGACUAACAGAGCAAAGGGAGAGGAAAACUAAGACGAGAUACACAAAGAGAUCAAAUUAGGACAACUUUUAGAUGGAUAAUCCAGACAGCGAAGGAGGAACAGAGGGAGGAGGAGACACAGAGAAACUGCAAGCAAAGGAGGUUGGAGACGAAGACAAGCGAAUCAAAGACAAGCAUAACAAGAGGGAGCAGGAGAGCAGUGAGAGCCAGCCGAGCCGCCGCUGUCAGUGGAGGAGCGGCUGGGCUCUGACCGAACGCCUGGCCAUCAAUGUGUCAGGGAUGCGUUACGAGACCCAGCUCCGCACCCUGGCCCAGUUCCCCGACUCCCUGCUGGGUGACCCCCAACGUCGACUACGCUACUUCAACCCCCUGAGCAAUGAGCUCUUCCUGGACAGGAGCCGCGUCUGCUUCGAUGCCAUCCUGUACUUCUACCAGUCAGGCGGGAGGCUGCGGAGGCCUGCCAACGUCCCCCUGGACGUGUUCAUGGAGGAGCUGCGCUUCUACGAGCUCGGCGAGGAGAUCAUCGACCGCUUCAGGGAGGACGAAGGCUUCCCCAAGGAGGAGGAGAGGCCGUUACCCACCAAUGACAUGCAGCGGUGCCUCUGGAUGCUGUUUGAGUAUCCGGAGUCCUCGAGUGGAGCUCGCAUCAUCGCCAUCAUCAGUGUCAUGGUGAUUGUCAUCUCCAUUCUCAUCUUCUGCCUGGAGACGCUGCCCGAGUUCAGGAAUGAGAAGGAGCAGAGGGAGCAAUUCACCCUCGUACCUCACCCCACCAUAGAGAACGAAACCAUCUUGGUCCCACCUGUCUUCGAUCCCUUCCAAGACCCUUUCUUCAUCGUGGAGACGAUUUGCAUCAUCUGGUUCUCAUUCGAACUCACUGUGCGCUUAAUCUGCGCUCCGAGCAAGAUGACCUUCUUCAAAGACGUCAUGAACACCAUCGACUUCUUCGCCAUCAUUCCUUAUUUCGUCACCAUUGGCACCGAGCUGGCCAAGGACAAAGGCGCGCAGCCCUCCGUGUCUCUGGCCCUCAUCCGGGUCAUCAGGCUGGUCAGGGUCUUCAGGAUCUUCAAGCUCUCUCGUCACUCGAAGGGCCUCCAGAUCCUGGGUCAGACACUGAAGGCCAGCCUCAGGGAGCUCGCCCUGCUCAUCUUCUUCCUCUUCAUAGGCGUCAUCAUCUUUUCCAGCGCUGUCUACUUUGCUGAGGUGGACAGGCCUGACACGGCGUUCACCAGCAUCCCUGAGGCUUUCUGGUGGGCGGUGGUGUCCAUGACAACAGUUGGCUACGGGGACAUGUUCCCGGAGACGGUUGGGGGAAAGCUGGUGGGUUCCAUGUGCGCCAUUGCCGGCGUGCUUACCAUCUCGUUGCCAGUGCCCGUCAUCGUGUCCAACUUCAGCUACUUUUACCACAGAGAGACAGAGUGUGAGGUAACCUCACAGUACCAUCAUGUGUCCACAUUGCUGUGGGAAAAGGACAAAGAGGACGAUGAUGAGGAGGGAGAUGAGGGCGGAUUGGAUGAGGAGCCUGAAUUCACAGGAGAUGACGCACCUCUGUAUGGGCCGGGCACUAGGGGCAUCUGCCAUCCGCUCAAUGGGACUCUUGUGACAGGUCUUUGGGCUGGACAAGCGACUGGCGAUCAGAGAGGAAUAAACUUCUAUCUUCAUGAACCUCUGGUCACUCAGGUCUGACACAGAGCAGACGGACUGACUGACUUUUCAGUCAUUCAAAGAUGGAACUUCCAUAAAGACUUGUUCUGACACAAUCUCCAGUUUCUGCCUCUCAUGUGAUCAUGGUUUGUAUAGUUGAUACUUUUGCAUGAUUAUAUUACAACUCAACUCUUUUGUAAUUCGGUUCUAGUUAAAUGAAAACCUUGAUUUAAAGCCAAGUAAAUAUUCAGCCAUUAUACAUUUAUCAUUGGAAACAAUAUUCUAUAGAUAUAUGUUUUUAUGCUUGCUUGUUGAGAAACUCAAUAAUCUUCUAUGGUAAGUACCCCUGCUAUGCAUUGAUAGAAAACAACAUUUAUUGUUAUUUUAAUUAUUUAUUUAAUAAAUGUUUUAAGUCAGAGAGCGUGAUGUCAAAUUGUUCUUGACUAUAAUGUAGCUGGAGUAGACUCGUAUGAGGAAGAAGACAUAAUGGCAGACUUCUUCAGAUUUCAGUUCCAUUGGUUUCUUCUUCCCCAUCUCUGUAAAAGUGAUGUCUGCUCUGACACGGAUAACAAAACAAUAUCUGAGUUUAUGUUUGCAGAUAUAAAAACGUUUACUUUCCAGAAUAAACACUGAUGAAAAGGUGUGCAUUUAUGUUUACAUUUGACAUGAAUAACUUGUAUUUUCUUCAUUAUGCUCAUUUUGCUAUUUGCAAUAAAGUUUGUG